Molecule: messenger RNA, 1617 nt
Organism: Taeniopygia guttata (zebra finch)
Lineage: Eukaryota; Metazoa; Chordata; Aves; Passeriformes; Estrildidae
Gene: ASB5
Product: ankyrin repeat and SOCS box containing 5
Biological process (GO): positive regulation of protein catabolic process; protein ubiquitination; intracellular signal transduction
Molecular function (GO): protein binding
Source: RefSeq, a predicted model, not a curated record
CUGCGGCCCGGCCCCGCCAUUCCCUCCCCUCUCCCCGCCGCACUCACAGCGUGACCCGGGAGACGGCGAUGCGGACGGGCACACUGCGCUCCUUGAAGGCGGUGGUGAUGAAGCAGCCAAAGUUUGUACUUCAGCUGCCUCUUCUCUUCAUAUUUUAUGAAGAAUAGUAUUUGGGUUGUACUAUUAGGCUUGAGUUUCUGUUUGGAAAAGGACACAGCAGCUGCCUGAUGUUUCCAGUCACUCCAGCUUCUGAAUUUCUUGUAACUCUCAGAUUGAAAGAAAUGAGUAGGAUUUAUAAUUGCAAUUGGCUGGAAGUGCCAUGGGGAGAUGGAGAUUUAGGUUCUUGGGCAGAUCGCUCGCCUCUGCAUGAGGCAGCCAGUCAAGGACGUCUUCUUUCUCUGAAGACUUUAUUGUCACAGGGGUACAAUGUAGACACACUAACAAUUGACCAAGUAACUCCACUCCAUGAAGCCUGCCUGGGAGACCAUGUAGGAUGUGCAAGAAUCCUCCUUGAAGCAGGAGCAAAUGUAAAUGCUACAACAAUUGAUGGAGUGACACCUUUAUUUAAUGCCUGUUCGAGAGGCAGUGCAGCAUGUGCUGAGCUCCUGUUACAGUAUGGUGCGAAAGCUCAGUGGGAGUCUUGUCUGCCAUCACCAACACAUGAAGCAGCCAGCAGAGGUCACAGUGAAUGUCUGGAGGUACUGAUAUCCUGGGGUAUAGAUGUUGACCAAGAUCUUCCUCAUUUAGGAACACCUCUGUAUGUAGCUUGUGUUUCACAGCAGAUCCAUUGCAUUCGAAAGCUUCUUUAUGCAGGUGCCAAUGUGCAGAAGGGAAAGCAUUUGCAAACUCCACUCCAUGCUGCUGCCCAGCAUUCUAGUACAGAGAUUGUAAACUUACUCCUUGAAUUUGGGGCAGACAUAAAUGCCAAAAAUUCAGAUUUUGAGAGGCCUGUUGAUUUAGCUGCCCCAAGCAGUUUAGUGGAAAGACUGCUGCUCUUCCAUGAAGCCACACCAUCUUCUCUUUGUCAGCUUUGCCGACUAUGUAUCCGAAAUUACAUAGGAAGAGCAAGACUGCAUCUUGUUCCACAACUCCAGUUGCCAACAAUACUUAAGAAUUUCUUACAGUACAGAUAACAUAGUAAUUAAUUGUUAGAAACUCAAAUAUAGUGAGUACAUUUUUUUUCUCUCUGUUUAUUGUAUGUUUUAUCCAAAGAACUGCUGGGCGGAAAAAAAAAGCCUUUUGCAUAUUGCUUAAAAAAAAUCUAUCUUUGACACCUGGUGUUGGUAAUGUAAUAGUAAUUGGGAGCCAUUCAGCAACUAGUGCCAAGGUGCUAAUCCAGCUGAAUUGAAUAAGUGUGCUGAUACUCUGGGACAUGAUUGUAUAACUUUAUCUUAACCCUUUAUAGCUUUAGUGCUGUUAACUUUAAUUGUGUUUAUGUUUUUAAAAUAUGUUUGACACAUCUGAACCACAAAGACUUUCUUCAUUAUUAUUUGUUAAGUUUGUCCAUUUGGAGUCAAUAUUUUAUGUAUUUUCAAAUUUCUGUUGUUCAUGUACCUAAAAAUACUUGGUAAUGGGUGCACUAUAUGCAUUGAUAAAAAUAAAACAAUUAGACAUCAA